UAAGAAAUUGAUAUGAUAAAGGAUCUCGCGUGUCCGUGUGUUUUUGCCUUAUGCCGUAUUUGUUGUUCACCUCUGUUAAUACAAAUCAAUCGUGAAAUAAAAAUAAAUCUGUUGCUGAAUGUGCUGUCGUUGUUUGAUUUUCGCGUCGAAUAGCCGAAGAGAAAAUAAUUAUUUAUCUAGUUUUUUAAUAUGAGCAUGUUACAUGUUAACUCACCGGACAAUAACACAAGUUCUGACGAGGAGGAAGAAGAUGAAGAAGCCAAGGAAUUGACAGAUGAUGUGGAGAAGAGUUUUUUCAAAGCGCUAUCUUGUCUUAAAAAAAAUGAUCCUAAGAUUUAUGAUGAAUCUGUUAAUUUUUUCGAUCAAUCAACCCGACGGACUACCAAAAAAACUGCUGUGAAAAAUUCUAAUCCCAUGUAUUUAGAAGAAUACAAAAGGAAAAUUUUAUUAGAACGUGGUCCAGAAUUUGAUGAUACUGAAGAAGUAAAUGAUGUUUUAAAAAAAGAAAAAAUACGCAUGUCAUCACCCUCAUAUGUAGAAGAACAGCAGGCUAUUAAAGAAAGUUUCAAAGGAGCUCUUGAUGAUAAUUCUGAUGAUGAAGAUAUUUUAAAGCCACGUGUGAAAACUAAAGAAGAGCAGGAAAAAGAAGAUAAAGAUUAUUUAGAGUGGCUUAAAGGGAAUAUAGAUGAACCUGAAGACAAAGAAACUAAGAAUGAUCUUCAAUAUUUACAUGAUUAUUGGAACAAUCCUAAUUUAGAAGAAGGAGAACAAUUUUUAUGUGAUUAUAUCUUAAAUAAAAGAUUUUUAGAAAAACCAAAAGAAGAAAACUUAAUAGAAGAUGAAAUGCAAUUUUCUGAAGAGGAUGAAAUGCUUGAAAAACAUGAAGAGUUUGAACAUAAGUAUAACUUUAGAUUUGAAGAACCUGAUAAAGAGUUUAUUAAAACUUACCCUCGUACAAUGGAAAAUUCAUUAAGGCGCAAGGAAGAAAAACGAAAGAAAAAAAGAGAAGAAUUAACUGAAAGAAAAAAAAAAGAAUUAGAACAACGAUCUUUAGAAAUCAAACAACUCAAAAAAAUAAAAAAAAAAGAAAUUGUUGAUAGAAUUAGAAAACUUCAAGAAAUAACUGGAAAUAAAGGUGUAGGAUUUGAGGAUACAGAAUUAGAAGAAGAUUUUAACCCUACUGAGUAUGAUCGUAAAAUGCAUGAGUUAUUUGACGAAGAAUUUUAUGAUAAAAUGGAUGAUGAAAAACCAGUAUUUGAUAAAGAGGAAGAUGAAUUUAUUAUGGAUUGUGAUUAUGAUCCAAGUAUGGAUAAGAGGGCCAAAAAACAAACUAGAGCUGCAAAGCGAAAAGAAAAAAAGAAAUUAUUAAUUGAUGAAGAAGAAAAAGAUGAAGAAAUCAAUGAUAAUAGAAAAAAUAGAAAAAUACCAAAGUAUAAUUCAGCUAUGGGAUCAUUUGAAAAAUACAUAGAUGAAUAUUACAGCUUAGACUGUGAAGAUGUGGUUAGUGGUGUACCAACACGAUAUACUUAUAAUAAAGUACUUCCCAAUGAUUACGGUCUAACAAUUGAAGAGAUUUUGUUAGCUGAUGAUGAUGAACUUAACAAGUGGUAUCCUUUAGGAAAAUUGACUAAAAUUCAACCUGAAGCAGUUCAAAAAUUUGAAGCUAAAAUUUAUAAACGGAAAGCCAAGGAUAUAGAAUUAAAAAAGAAAAUUUUGCCCAGUCUUUUUAAAGAAGAAUUAAAUGAACUAAAUGAAAUACAAGAAGAAAAUAAAGAAACCAUAUCAAAAAAAAAUAAGAAAAAGAAAAAGAAACCGGUUAAGAAUAUUUUCAAAGUAGAAGAAGUAUCACCUGAAAACAAUAAUGAAACUAAGGAUAUAAAAGAAAAUAAUAGUUAUCAGUUUAAAGAUACAAUUGUUGAAGAUUGUGAAAAAGAUCAAACAAGUCCUUCUCAAAAUACUAAGAAAAUUAAAAAAUUUGAAAAAAAGUUUACGCAAAAUGGAAAUGAAGUUGCUAAAAAUGUUGAAAAAGGUGAAACAAUAAAAAAAGACCUUAUAGCAAAUGGUAAAAAAGAUAUAGCAAAUGAUAAAAAAUGUAAUAAAAAUAUUAAAAAAGGUGAAAAUAAAAACGUAAAUCGUACACCAGAUAGUAAAAAAAUUAAUAAAGUUUUUAAAAAAGGUGAAAAACGAAAAAUAGACCAUAUCAAAAAUGGAUCAAAUAAAAAACGAAAGUUUUCAGAUAAGAAGUUUAAAUCUAAUAAAGAAUCUAGUGCUCUAGAAUUAAUGACAGAUGAUCGUUUAAAAGCAUAUGGAAUUAAUCCAAAAAAAUUUAGAAAUAAAUUAAAGUUUGGUAAUAAACAAUAAAACUAUUAAAUAGUUAAA
Messenger RNA from Sipha flava (yellow sugarcane aphid), 2379 nucleotides. RefSeq names its product protein KRI1 homolog. NCBI's taxonomy places the organism in Eukaryota, Metazoa, Arthropoda, Insecta, Hemiptera, Aphididae. The record is from RefSeq and is a predicted model, not a curated record. The coding region runs from base 190 to 2361 and encodes 723 amino acids. Gene Ontology annotation, biological process: endonucleolytic cleavage in ITS1 to separate SSU-rRNA from 5.8S rRNA and LSU-rRNA from tricistronic rRNA transcript (SSU-rRNA, 5.8S rRNA, LSU-rRNA). The transcript has 10 exons. Gene Ontology annotation, cellular component: nucleolus; 90S preribosome.